AUGGCGCUGCAUCGGGCACGCGCGCAGGGCAAGGCCGUCGUCGGCGUAGCUGCCGGGCGCUACCAUUCGGUCGCGCUGACCUCGGACGGCCGCGUGUACUCCUGGGGCCUCAACGACUGGGGCCAGCUGGGGCGACGCGCUGAGCUGGCGGCGGAUGCAGGGGACGCCGGGAGCGGCGGCGCGGGCGGCGGCUGCACGCAAGGCGCGAGCUGCAGGUCUGGGCUGCCGGGCCUGGUGGAGCUGCCGGAAGGGGUGCGCAUUGUCGCCGUCUCCGCCGGCCGUUACAGCACCCAGGCUGUCGCCUCAGACGGCGCCCUCUGGGUCUGGGGCCUGGACGGCUGCGCGGCAGCUUCUGGCCAGCCGCCCCCCCGCGACCGCGCCGCUGCCCCCAGGGGCGUCGGCGGCACGCUCGCCGGGCACGCGGUGGCGGCCGUCUCGACGGGCUACGUGUUUUGGGCCGCGGUGACGAGGGAGGGGCGCGUGUUCACGUGCGCCACGGGGGACGACGGUUACGCAGGCACCCUGCCAGACCGCCGCGCGCCCAACGCGGCGGGCGAGCUCGGGCGCGGAGGGGAGCCGCACGCGCCUGGCGAGGUGGACGGCAUCCACGGGCGCGCAGUGGCAGUCGCGGCGGGGCGCGAGCAUGCGCUCGUGGCGACAGACCGCGGAGAGGUUUACAGCUGGGGCGGCGGCGGGCGUGCGGGCGGCGCGGCCGGGCGCGGCGGGCGGCACGACGUGCCGGGACUGGUCAGGGGGGAGCUGGCGGGCCGGCCCGUGCAGCUGGUGGCUGCGGGGGAGUACCACUCCUUGGCGGCGACCGCGGACGCCGUUUUCGGCUUCGGCUCCAAUGCAUACGCCGCCACCGGCGCCGCCGCGCCGGGCGACGCGCCGGAUGCGAUCUCAGAGCCAAGACGUGUCCUCGGGGAGCUUGGCAGCGGCGGUUGGCAGAUCCUUGCCCUGUCAGCAGGAUACCAGCACUCGCUCGCGAUCGCGGCCGGGCCAGCGGGGUGGAUGCCGCGGCCUGACGGCACAGGGGCCGCAGCGGCAGCCGAGGGAGCAGGUGGCGACGCCAGCAUUGGCGACGGGUUGGGCGUACCAGGGGUCGAGGUAGUCUUGAGCAGCACCAGCAACAUGGCAAAUGUGGCGCCGGCUGCCGGCCUGCUGCAGCACCAGGGGCUUGAGCAUCAGGAGAGGCUUGAGCAGCAGCAGCAGCAGGUCAAGGAGAAGUCAUUGACAACCGGCGGCAGCACAGCUGCAUUACCAGCAGGAGCAGCAGCAGCAACAGAAGCAGCAGCAAAGGCGUCGGCAGUGGCAGCGAUCGCUGCAGCGGCAGCCUCUACCACGCCUUCGACCCAGCCCUCUGCGAUCGAGACCGCCGCCACCUCCUACCUUGCAGCCCAGGCCAGGCCUCCCCUGAACACUGCAGCAUCCUAUUGGUCGAGCUGGAAGCCAGGCCCAAGGUAUGAGAGUGUACGGCAGCUGUCGCCGGACGUUUUCAAACUGCUGCCGCGAGAGUUCAACCCAGACUACCGGAAUCCUUGCUGGGGUUCGGGGCCGGAUCUGGGGCCCCACUUCUGGGACGAGUGCCCGUACCCACCAGCAGGCCCCUGCGGCGUCGGCGGAAAAGGCGACUUUGAUUCCUAUGUCAAGCUCUUCUCCAUCGCGUCUGACAUCAUCAGGAGCCGGCCUGAUGCAGUCACCGGCGAGGCACGCAUUGCGUCCUCCAACACGUAUACCAGCGCCAACGGCGUCUACGCUCGCGGGCCGGCAGGUUCGCGCCCAGACGGCCUGGAGGUGACCAUGCCGCUGCUGCUGCGGGAGGCAGCCCCCUACCUGCGGCUCAUCCUGAUCCUGAGGGACCCCGGGGAGAGGCUGUACAGCGCCUACAACUACUACCGGCAAGUGCUUGGCAGUGUGUGUGUGUGUGUGUGGUGGCAGAAGGACCUGGCCCCCGCCAGCCCCCAGGACUUCCACAAUCAGACAGUCCGGGACAUUGCCGCCUGGCACGCCUGCGUGGGGGCGCGUGGGAAGCAGUCGUGCGUGCGGGGUUACCAGCCGCAGCAGCUCGUCAAGGGCAUGUACGGGGAGUUCUUGAAGGACUGGCUGGACCACUGGCCGCGCGAGCAGCUGCUGAUGAUUCGGUACGAGGACUACACAUUCGCCCUGGAGGCACACCUGCGGGCGGCGCUGGCGUUUCUUGGGGUGGCCGACCCUGACAGCAGCAGUGCGCUGGCCGCCAUGCUGGCGGCGCCCGUCCGCAACAAGUCUGGGGGCAAGCGGGCGCCUAUGCUGCCGGAGACGCGGCGGCUGCUGCGGGGGUUUUACGCGCCGUACAACGCGCGGCUGGCAGCGGCGUUGGGGGACGACAGGUGGCUGUGGCAGCCAGAUGCAUGA
Messenger RNA from Monoraphidium neglectum, 2394 nucleotides. RefSeq lists its product as hypothetical. Gene Ontology annotation, molecular function: N-acetylgalactosamine 4-sulfate 6-O-sulfotransferase activity. The coding region runs from base 1 to 2394 and encodes 797 amino acids. The record is from RefSeq and is a predicted model, not a curated record. The transcript is spliced from 8 exons. NCBI's taxonomy places the organism in Eukaryota, Viridiplantae, Chlorophyta, Chlorophyceae, Sphaeropleales, Selenastraceae. Gene Ontology annotation, biological process: hexose biosynthetic process.